This is a messenger RNA of Pseudophryne corroboree (corroboree frog), 2828 nucleotides long. It is a transcript of the gene GPR68, whose product is annotated as G protein-coupled receptor 68. Gene Ontology annotation, molecular function: G protein-coupled receptor activity. Gene Ontology annotation, cellular component: membrane. Lineage: Eukaryota; Metazoa; Chordata; Amphibia; Anura; Myobatrachidae. Gene Ontology annotation, biological process: G protein-coupled receptor signaling pathway; cellular response to pH. The record is from RefSeq and is a predicted model, not a curated record. Bases 424 to 1533 code for a protein of 369 amino acids. The transcript has 2 exons.
AAACAUCAGAUAUCAGCCACAAUCAAAUCCUCAUUCUUUCACCUGAGGAACAUAGCCAGAAUCAAGCACUUAAUUCCCUCAGAUGAUAUGCCAAAAGUCAUACAUGCAUUUGUAUCAUCUCGAUUAGACUACUGUAAUGCCCUCUACCUUGGUCUACCAGCAAAAGAAUUGCAACGCUUACAGCUGGUGCAAAACACAGCUGCCAGGCUGUUAACCAACCAGCCCCGUUCCAGCCACAUAACACCCAUCCUCUACUCCCUUCACUGGCUGCCUGUAAGAUGGCGAAUCCUCUUCAAGAUUGGCUUACUGAGUUUCAAAGCAUUACACGACCAAGGCCCAAGGGAUCCCGUGACAACGUCUAAGACUGUCAAGUGACGCAAUAUGACACACUUGGUUUAAGAUGCCCGGCCUUGGUACUGUGAAAUGGAGAACGGAACAACGGAAGACCUGGAGGACAAUCUCACCUUCUGCACCAUUGACCACACCAUACAUCAGACGCUGUUCCCGGUGGUGUACGUAGCCGUGUUUGUCAUUGGCCUCCCAGCGAACUGCUUGUCUUUGUACUACGGCUAUCUGCAAAUCAAGGCCAAGAAUGAGCUCGGAAUAUACUUGGUCAACCUAACACUGGCAGACCUUCUGUAUAUCUUCUCCCUGCCCUUCUGGCUACAGUACGUCCUCCAGCAUGACAACUGGACCUACAAUGAGACCAUGUGUAAGAUCUGCGGCAUCCUCCUGUAUGAAAACAUAUACAUCAGUAUUGCAUUCUUGUGCUGUAUCUCCAUGGACCGAUACCUGGCCCUGGUGCACCCUUUCAGGUUCCACAAGCUCCGGACUAUUAAGGCAGCGCUUGUGGUCAGCACGGUCAUCUGGCUGAAGGAAUUGAUGACCAGUUACAUCUUCUUCGAACACGGGGAGGUCAGCAAAGACCCCGACAGCCAUAUUGUCUGCUUUGAACAUUAUCCCAUUAAAAGUUGGGAACACAGCAUUAAUUACUAUCGGUUCUUUGCUGGGUUCCUCUUCCCCAUCUUCUUGCUGCUGUUUUCUUACUGCCGUAUUUUCAAGGUUGUUCGGAAGAGCCAAGGAACACAGACGAGGAAGAAGCUCCAGAUCAAGCAGCUGGUCCUCAGUACAGUCAUUAUAUUUGUGACCUGCUUCGGCCCAUACCAUGUACUGGUGGUUAUUCGAAGUUUGUUUGAGAAGAACUGUUCAUUCGCUUCAAAAAUAUUCAAUGUCUACCACUUUUCGCUGCUCCUCACCAGCUUCAACUGCGUGGCGGAUCCGGCACUCUACUGCUUUGCCAGCGAGAACACCUACAAAGACUUUGUUAGGUGUAAAGACUCCUGCUUUAAUGUUCUAAGCUGCAUGAAGGCUAGAAGGAGAGACUCGUAUGAAUUAAACUGUACAGAUGUCUCCAAUGUGGAGAUGGGCAGAUUGAAGCCACCUUCCGUGGACACCGAGACCUCGGCCCUGUACAAACAAACGGUUUCUGGGGUUGAAAAUGGAACUGAAGAUUGUUCUGCCCAAAGCAUAUAGGGCGUAAUUCUGAGUUGAUCGCAGCAGCAAGUUUGUUAGCAGUUGGGAAAAACCAUGUGCACUGCAGGGGGGGGCAGAUAUAACAUGUGCAGAGAGAGUUAGAUUUGGGUGGGUUAUUUUGUUUCUGUGCAGGGUAAAUACUGGCUGCUUUAUUUUUACACUGCAAUUUAGAUUUCAGUAUGAAUACACCCCACUCAAAUCUAACUCUCUCUGCACAUGUUAUAUCUGUCCCCCCUGCAGUGCACAUGGUUUUCUCCAAGUGCUAACAAUUUUGCUGCUGCGAUCAACUCAGAAUUAGGCGCAUAGAACGAUAUAACGAAAAGGAUUUGGCAUGAUGUUGCUGUACAAUAGUUUUUUGUUUUUUUGAGGGGGGGUUAAAGUGUAUCUAAAGUAAUUUUAUAUAUAAAAAUAAUAUCUGUGUUCUCUGCAAAAUUGAUGUUACCCAAUUAUUCCCGGCUCUACUGCGCACUAUAACAUGUUCUGAUACUAACAAUAAUUUAUGCCUUAGAUCAGCCGUGGCCAACCUGUGGCUCUUGAGCCGCGUGCAGCUCUUUCUUUAUUCAAAUGUGGCUCCCGACACCUGACCACAACAGAUCCUGGAAACUGGUGCACUCCAACCAGACACACAGCAGCACUAUGGUGACUGAAAACUGAGCCAGAUACAGGGUUGUAGGGACAUAUGAGGGUGGGCUGGAGUGACACAAUGGGGAGCUGUCUGGAGUGACAACGGAGAAUCCUGGCAGGAGAGACACAAUGGGGAGCUGACUGGAGUGACACAGGAGGGUGCUGGCUGAAGUGAAACAUUGACACAUAGGGGAGCUGACUGAAGUGAUACAGGAGGGUGCUAGCUGGAGUAACACAUUGACACAUAGGGGAGCUGACUGGAGUGACACAGGGGGGUGCUGGCUGGAGUGACACAUUGACACAUAGGGGAGCUGACUGAAGUGAUACAGGAGGGUGCUGGCUGGAGUGACACAUUGACACAUAGGGGAGCUGACUGGAGUGAUACAGGAGGGUGCUGGCUGGAGUGACACAUUGACACAUAGGGGAGCUGACUGGAGUGAUACAGGAGGGUGCUUGCUGGAGUGACACAUUGACACAUAGGGGAGCUGACUGGAGUAACACAGGAGGGUGCUGGUUGGUGUGAGACAUGGAGGAGCUGAAGUUUAUUAUGUGAAUAUGGUUUUUUCAAUACAUUUUAUGUGGAUCUGGAUUUUUUAACUAUUGUAUGUGGAAGUGUCUUUUUUGAUAUAUAUUUUAUGUUGAUUCUGGCUUUAAAAUGUAUUUUAUGUGGA